This is a messenger RNA of Rhagoletis zephyria (snowberry fruit fly), 2610 nucleotides long. It is a transcript of the gene flr, whose product is annotated as actin-interacting protein 1 flr. NCBI's taxonomy places the organism in Eukaryota, Metazoa, Arthropoda, Insecta, Diptera, Tephritidae. Gene Ontology annotation, molecular function: actin filament binding. Gene Ontology annotation, cellular component: cortical actin cytoskeleton. The record is from RefSeq and is a predicted model, not a curated record. Gene Ontology annotation, biological process: actin filament depolymerization; locomotion; sarcomere organization.
CUGCACUGUGGCAAGGCAGAAAAAUUUAAUUCGCUUUUGUUCGGUCUGAUUUGGUGGUGUCAACUUUUUACUGAAAAAAUAGCUUAAAUACAUUAGUUUUGUAUCAAAAAAGCAGUUUUAGUUUAUUUAAAGUGUACAAAUUAGUACGGUGUUUGGUUUAUUGAAAUAGCAACAAUGGCCCAACCACAAAAGCCAGCGUAUCAAAACAAAUUCAUAUACGCCACCCUGCCACGCACCCAACGCGGGCAACCCAUUGUACUGGGCGGUGAUCCUAAAGGAAAAAAUUUCCUGUACACCAAUGGAAAUUCGGUGAUUAUCAGGAAUAUAGAGAAUCCAGCCAUUGCUGAUGUCUACACAGAGCAUUCGUGUGCCGUCAAUGUGGCCAAAUAUUCGCCAAGUGGAUUCUACAUUGCCUCAGGCGACGCCUCUGGCAAGAUUCGGAUCUGGGAUACCGUGAACAAGGAGCAUAUAUUGAAGAAUGAAUUUCAACCGAUCGGCGGUCCGAUUAAGGAUAUCGCAUGGUCGGCAGACAAUCAACGUAUUGUCAUUGUGGGCGAAGGACGCGAGCGUUUCGGACAUGUUUUCAUGACUGAAACCGGCACGUCCGUCGGUGAGAUUAGCGGGCAAUCGAAACCCAUUAAUUCAUGCGAUUUCCGGCCAGCGCGUCCCUUUCGUAUUGUCACUGGUAGCGAAGAUAACACCAUCGGCGUCUUCGAAGGUCCACCAUUCAAAUUCAAAAUGACCAAACAGGAGCAUUCGCGCUUCGUUCAAGCCGUACGCUAUUCGCCCGAUGGUAAGUACUUUGCCUCGGCCGGUUUUGAUGGCAAAGUCUUCCUUUACGAUGGCGUUAGCUCGGAAUUGGUUGGUGAAAUUGGUAGCCCUGCGCAUAAGGGUGGUGUUUAUGCUGUAGCAUGGAAGCCAGAUAGCACACAGUUACUUACUUGCUCUGGUGAUAAGACUUGCCGUUUGUGGAAUGUGGAAACACGUGAGCUGAUUAGUGAAUUCGUUAUGGGUACCACCGUCGAUGAUCAGCAAGUGUCUUGUCUAUGGCAAGGUGCACAUUUGAUGACCGUAUCAUUGUCGGGUAACAUUAGUUACUUGAAUGUCGAUGAUCCAACGAAACCAUUGCGCAUCAUUAAGGGCCACAAUAAACCCAUUACCGUGCUCGGGUUGAGCGACGAUCGCAGCACCAUCUACACUGGCAGUCAUGAUGGUGUGGUAACGAAUUGGAAUUCGGGUAGUGGCGUGAAUGACCGCAUCGGCGGCACGGGGCAUGGCAAUCAGAUCAACGGCAUUGCUGCAUGGGGCGAUUACGUCUACACUUGCGGCAUCGACGAUAGCCUGCGUCAAAUUAGCAUCGAAGGCAACACUUACACCGAUUAUGUUGUCAAAUUGAAUUGCCAACCACGCGGUUUAGCCAUUCUCCGGAAUGAAAAUAUCAUAGCUUUAGCUUGCGUCAAGGAAUUAACACUUGUGCAGGACAAUAAGAAGGUAUUAUCGUUGCCCAUCAAGUAUGAGGCAAGCUCAAUUUCUGCCAAUCCCGAAACAUUGGAUGUAGCGGUAACUGGCGAUGAUCAUAAGGUGCAUGUCUACUCGCUGAAGGGUACCACGUUGGAAGAGAAGACCGAGCUGCAGCAUUUGGGACCCGUCACCGAUUGUGUGUAUUCGCCCGAUAAUAAGUAUUUGGUGGCAUGUGAUGCGAAUCGCAAAGUCAUACUAUAUGCUGUGGAGGAAUAUAAACUGGCGCACAAUAAGGAAUGGGGCUUCCAUAAUGCGCGCGUCAAUACGGUCGCCUGGUCACCUAAUUCGCUUUUGGUUGCUAGUGGCUCAUUGGAUACGACUAUCAUUAUUUGGUCUGUGACCAAUCCGGCCAAGCAUACCAUAAUUAAAAAUGCACAUCCACAAUCACAAAUUACGCGCUUAGUGUGGUUGGACAAUAAUACUGUGAUCUCAACUGGUCAAGAUUGCAACACCAAAGUAUGGGAAGUCGAAACUAUUUAAGUUCUAAACUUAAAUGCGUUUGCAGCUCGAAAAGCGCAGAAAAAUGCAACGACUACAAUUAAUUGAUUAUGACUAACCCUGCUCCAGCCGCCGCCUAGUUUCAUAAACAGUAUAAUAUAUGUAUACAUAUAGCAGUAGCAAGUCGUUUGUGGGCUCCAAAGAUAUUUAUAUACCUUAAUUUUUAUACGCUAACACAACGACGCCAAAUAGUGCUGCCGUCGGUCCUUUAACGUCAACGACCCCACCGGCCAUGUAUGCGCUCAUCUUCAUCAACACAAAUUAAUGUAGUUACAAAUUACUGCUUUAACAGCUGCCAACUAGAUGCGUUUUCUUUUGUAUUACUCUUUUCAUGCCCCAUCUUAUUAAGUCCUACAGUGACAGACGUUUUAAUGUCUAAAAAUGUUUUAAUCAUCUCUGCUUUUUCGUAAAAUUAACACUAACAACCCACUUAUGUACUUCUUUGAAAAAUAUCUGAAUAAUGCAUUUUAUUUAAUCAACUAUAAGAGCAAUGUUAUGAAAGACACAAGUAGUUAUUGUCCGCGCAUCUAUUUACAUACAGUACUCUUGUAUUUAAAAUAUAAUUGUACCGUUAUUUCGACUUACUAAAUC